Maudiozyma barnettii is the source of this 954-nucleotide messenger RNA. It is a transcript of the gene TFA2, whose product is annotated as transcription factor TFIIE subunit TFA2. NCBI's taxonomy places the organism in Eukaryota, Fungi, Ascomycota, Saccharomycetes, Saccharomycetales, Saccharomycetaceae. The record is from RefSeq and is a predicted model, not a curated record. The transcript has a single exon. Gene Ontology annotation, cellular component: transcription factor TFIIE complex. Bases 1 to 954 code for a protein of 317 amino acids. Gene Ontology annotation, biological process: transcription initiation at RNA polymerase II promoter.
AUGAGUAAUAAUCGAAAGGUAAAUGACCCCCUAUUGGCCAACUUAAAUGCGUUUAAAAAUAAGGUAAAAUCAGCUCCUGUGAUUGGAGUAAAACGUUCGGUUAGCCCCCAAAAGAAGAGAACGAUAGCACAAGUUAAGAAGGAAGAUGACGACGACGAUAUUGAAGUUAUAAAAGAAGAGAAGGUUGAAAGUGGAAAUUCAGGUUUAAAUUCGAUGGAGGCUCUAGAGAUCCCAUCAGAUGACGACUAUGAAAGUUCCCCCUCUAAGAAAGUAAGACCUGGAUCCCUUGCUGCAGCGGCACUGCAAGCCUCCCAGACUAGUAUUUCACAAAGUCACGACUCUUCGAAAUUACUGUGGGCUACAGAAUACAUUCAAAAGAAAGGUAAAGCAAUUCCUUUAAAUGAGUUGAUGGAUUACUUGUCUUUGACUCCUAAUGAUAAAGUUAUCGAACUAUUAAAGAAAUUGGAAAAGAUUGGAUUUGAUUCUAAGAAGAACACCUUCAAGUAUUUAUCGACAUAUGAUGUUCAUUCUGCAUCUGAACUACUAAAUCUUUUAAAAUCCCAAGUAACAUUUAAAGGUAUCUCUUGCAAAGAAUUAAAGGAUGGUUGGCCGCAAUGUGAUGCAACUAUCAAUGAACUAGAAGAAGAAAGUAAAAUACUGGUUCUUAGAACUAAGAAAGAUAGAACACCAAGAUAUGUUUGGUAUAAUAACGGUGGUGAUCUUCAUAGAGUGGAUGAAGAGUUUGUGAAAACGUGGGAAAACAUACAAUUACCUCAAUUCUCAGAAUUACCAAGGAAAUUGCAAGAUCUUGGUUUGAAGCCUGCGAGUGUUGAUCCUGCAACAAUUAAAAGACAAUCCUCAAGAGUUGAAGUUAAGAAGAAGAAACAGAGAAGAGGUAAGGUCACUAAUACGCAUAUGGCUGGUAUCCUAAAGGAUUAUUCACAUAGGGUCUGA